CACCUACAAACAGCUUCCAAGCAAAAACAUUAUUUUUCUUCAAUUUUUGCCAUCUAGAUAUACUAAUUGAUAUAGACUACUACACUAAUUGUGGAGAAAAUAAAAUGUUUUAUUGAAUUCAAAAUGUAAGUAAAGGAACAUUUUUAGAGUAACUAUGAGUCUUGCUCUGAGACCAAGAUUGUGGACCAGGCGUUUUUUUUUCUGCCAUCGCAACUACAAUGUGGCUGUAGAAGGAGAAUUAAACAACGAUAAGUUGAUGGAAGAACAGCUUGUAAAUGAUUUAUUUGGAGGUACAGGAGGUUCAAAGAAAAUUCCUGAUAAACUCGAGAACACUUCGACACUUUUGUUUCCUGGGCAAGGAAGUCAGUAUGUUGGAAUGGUGAAAAAUCUUUUCAAAUAUCAAAAUGUCAAAGAUAUGUUUGAUGUUGCUUCGGAAAUUUUGGGAUUCAAAUUAUUAGACCUGUGCAUCCAUGGUCCUAAAAAUCAGUUGGAUAAAACCAUCUACUGCCAACCUGCUGUUGUUGUUACCUCACUUGCGGGUGUUGAAAAGCUUCAAGCUGAAACACCAGAAGUUUUAGAAAAUUGCAUGGCAGUGGCAGGAUAUAGUGUUGGAGAAUAUGCCGCCCUCGUGUUUUCCGGAGCUCUGACUUUCGAAGAUGCCAUCAGCUUAGUGAAAAUCAGAGCACUUGAGAUGCAAAAGGCAUCUGAUGACACUGGUGGGGGAAUGAUUUCUUUGGUUGGUGGUGCAAAAACUAAGUUCAACUUGGCAUGUACUGAUGCAGUGGAGUAUUGUCAUGAAAAGCUAGGCAUGGAAAGAGUUCUUUGCAGGGUUUCUGGUUAUUUGGCACCAAAUAUAAGAACUGUAGCUGGUCACCUUGCUGCGCUUGAAUAUCUAUCAUCACAAAAGCAAAAUUAUCACAUCAGGAGGGUUCAGAUUCUUCCAGUGUCUGGAGCAUUUCAUACUGCUUUAAUGCGACCUGCAGUUAAGAAAAUGAAGCAUGCACUGAAAGCUAUUGAAGUAAAAGAACCCAUGGUGACGGUUUAUGGCAAUAUAGAUGGCAAACCAUAUAAGGACUCGGCUGACAUUGUCGAAAAACUUCCAGAGCAAAUUAUAAGACCAGUUUUGUGGGAGCAGACAGUUCAUGCCAUGUAUGCACAGUAUAAAAAUAAAGCACAUCACACUUAUGAAUUGGGUCCGAACCACAAGCUUGGGGUAUUAUUGAAACACUGCAAUGGUAAAGCAUGGAAGAAUUAUUUACCUGUUGACAAUAGAGAUAACAGGACUGCUGAUAAUGAAAAUGGUUGAUUUUAUGUCAUGAUGUUAGUGAAUUCAGCAUCUGGAUGAAUCUGAUGUUAUUCAUUGAAGCAUGGCAUAUCUGAAAUAGCCUGAUGUUUGACUAAUUCAUAUAUCGGUGGAAGUAGCGAACUGGGACUACAUCGAAAUGAUCGAAGUAUCUUAUUUUCACCAGAAAAAUGGGCAUUGUGCAGCAUGUCUCUGCUUACUGCCUACUGUAAUGAAUGAAUAAAUAUAUACUGGUAUUCUUCCUACUUGUCAUCAUUUUUUACAGAAUUCUGUCAUUUCCUAUCAAAGCUAUAAAUCUUUAAGUUUGAUUCAGACAAACUAUUGUGAGUUCAGAUUCGCAUUAUCUUGACGACUUCCUCAAAAGAUAGUAUGUUUAUCCUCAAGGAGAAAAAACGGAUAAGAGAACUGAAUCUUCAUUUUCAAUAAUACCAUUACUUCGGCAAGAGGUGCAUUGGCGAUAAUUUAUAGCUAAUUUUAUGACAACUAUUAACAGUGUGCAACUUUUUAUUUUGUACUUAAGAUGAACCGAUACCCGCGAAAAAAUACCGAUACCGAUACGCCGAUAUUUUAAAGAGCCGAUGUUUCCGA
Molecule: messenger RNA, 1891 nt
Organism: Styela clava
Lineage: Eukaryota; Metazoa; Chordata; Ascidiacea; Stolidobranchia; Styelidae
Product: malonyl-CoA-acyl carrier protein transacylase, mitochondrial-like
Molecular function (GO): transferase activity
Source: RefSeq, a predicted model, not a curated record